CUCUCUGUCUCUCUAGGAUAAUAAUUACUAAGACGAAGCUCAGGUGAGCCGGAGAGAGAGUACUGAAGGGAAACAACAAUGUGUUCUGUAUCUUCAGCCGCCGCACGUUUACUGAUUCAGUCGCGCACGUUAGCGACAUCGAGGUCUUUGUCUCUCGUAUCGCCACUGUGUUGGAGUUCACGUUACUCCUCAAAAUUGGGGUUCUUUUCUUUUCAACUCCGGAAAUCUGUAUCCGCAAGAAAGCUCGUGGUUCGGGCCGCAAGAACCGAGUCCAAAGGGGCCUCUCUUGGCUUCAGACCUCCUCAAUUUCAGCUUCCAGAACCACUCACUGGGAAAAUGUGGAAAUUGGAAGACUUUGAAUCAUAUCCUGCUUUACUGGUCAUGUUCAUUUGCAACCACUGCCCAUUUGUUAAGCACUUGAAAAAAGAUAUUGUGAAGCUUUCAAAUUUCUAUAUGAAGAAGGGGCUUGCAGUUGUUGCGAUAUCUUCGAAUUCUGUAGCUACCCACCCACAGGAUGGACCACAACUCAUGGCAGAAGAAGCUAAACAAUUUAAUUAUCCUUUCCCUUAUCUUUAUGAUGAGUCUCAAGAUGUUGCAAGAGACUUCGGAGCUGUUUGCACACCAGAGUUUUUCCUAUUCAAAAAGGAUGGUCGAAGGCCUUUUGAGCUGGUGUAUCAUGGUCAGUUUGAUGAUUCACGACCAAGUAAUAAUGUGCCUGUCACAGGAAGGGACUUAAGCCUAGCAAUAGACCGUGUUCUGAGUGCCCAGCCUGCAUCAUCAGUUCAAAAACCCAGUUCAAGUCAUUUCUCCAUUUGCCAAAAGUGUUGGAUGCAGCAUAAAGUGGCAUCCAGAAACAAAGCUGUAAUCUGUGAUGCUGUUCCUUUCAGCUGUAAGGGAGGCUUAAAUCACUAUGCAGCAAUACUAAGGAUUCAGCUUCUGGACAAUAACCGUGCUUUUUUGGGACGAAGGGCUCUUAGCGAUUAUGAAUUACCACCUACCUAUGGCACAGGAUGGGGAGGAUAUAGUCCACCAACAUCACCAUAGUAAUCUUACUGAAGAGAAUAUGUAGCAGAUAAUAUGUAACCGUUUCAUUCUAGUAUAAGUUGCUGUGCCUUAACGUAGCUGCGAGUACUAGUCAGAAUACAUACAGCACUGCAACGGAUACAGAAUUGAAAGCAGUGUUUUUGCAAAUUUAUACAAAUAAAAAACACAGCCCCAAGUUCAAUCU
Molecule: messenger RNA, 1228 nt
Organism: Cornus florida
Lineage: Eukaryota; Viridiplantae; Streptophyta; Magnoliopsida; Cornales; Cornaceae
Exons: 11
Coding region: 79-1044 (321 amino acids)
Molecular function (GO): antioxidant activity; oxidoreductase activity
Source: RefSeq, a predicted model, not a curated record